Messenger RNA from Closterium sp. Naga37s-1, 1590 nucleotides. The record is from the annotation of a GenBank genome assembly. NCBI's taxonomy places the organism in Eukaryota, Viridiplantae, Streptophyta, Zygnematophyceae, Desmidiales, Closteriaceae.
AUGGCUUUCCUUCGGGGGAUCGGGAACGUGCUGAGGAGAUCAGUCACACAAGGCAGCGCCGCCAAUGACGCGCUCGCCGCGUUCCACGCGCCGCAGCCGCACUUAUCGCUGCUCCCCACCGCCAUGACGCAAGCCGUCCGGUUCAUGUCCGGCAACAAGCUCUUCAUCGGAGGGCUCGCAUGGGAGGCCGACGAGAAGGCCUUGGCGGAUGCUUUCUCUGCCUACGGAACCGUCGAGGAAGCCAAGGUGAUCAGGGAUCGGUUCACGGGUCGGUCGCGCGGGUUCGGGUUCGUGAGCUUCGCGUCGGACGAGGAGGCUGCUAGCGCUUUGGAAGGCGUCAACGGCAAGGAGCUGAGUGGAAGGACAGUGCGUGUUGAUUAUGCCUCCAACAGGACAGAGGGCGGAGGAGGGGGAGGGGGAGGCCGCAGGGGGGGAUAUGGUGGUGGUGGAUACGGGGGUGGCGGAGGGCGGUACAGUGGUGGUGGUGGCGGCGGUGGGUAUGGGGGAGGAGGGGGUGGGUACGGCGGUGGAAGGUAUGGGGAGGGAGCGGGUUACCCUGGUGGCGGACUCUCUCAAGGAUACCGCUACCAUCCCACACCCCGUCCCCACGCCUCCUCCUCAUCGCGCCACCGCUUUCGCCUCCCUUUGUCGUCGGUCAUCCCGCGUUUCAUUAACGCGAGUUCUUCCUCCCUGCGACGUCGCACGCGUCGCAUGGCGUGCGACGAUUCGAGUCGCAGCCAGGAGUCGCCCGCCGUCGCAGCGGUCGCGGCGGGCGAGGGAGCGCAGAAGCAGGGCGGGGAGCAGCGGCGGCAAAAGCUAUGGGCGAUGUACGAUCGGAUGCGGGAGAAGCUGUUCCAAGACGUGCCCGAGAUGGGCGUGACUGAGUUGCACCAGCUGCUGCUGGCGCAGCAGGCAGCAGGUGGGGGAGAGGGAUUGGGGACGAACGGGGAGGCGGAUGGGGGAGUGGGGAGAGGGGAAGUUGGGGAAGGGGGCGUGAGAGGAGAGGGAGGAGGAGGGGAAGCAGUGGGAGGGGGAGGGAGUAGGCGGGGCGGGCGGCGGGUGGUGGUGGUGGACACACGUACAGAGGAGGAGGUGGCAGUGUCGAUGAUUCGGGGCGGCACACUGAAGCAGAGCGACUUUGAGCGGCAGAUGGGACGAUUCAGCGAUCACCAAAUCGUGUGCUACUGCACCAUAGGCUAUCGCAGCGGCAACUAUGCGCGCAUGCUGCGAUCGCACCACAGCAUGCACGCGAGCAACCUCAAGGGCUCUAUCCUCGCGUGGACCCACCACCGCCUCCCCCUCACCUCCCUCUACCACCCUGAAACUGGCUCUGGCCCGCUCCCCAUCCCUCAUCACGCCAACACUAGCACCAGCACCAGCAGCAACACCAGCAGCAACACCAGCAGCAACAGCAGCACCUCGCAUGAGGCAGCAACCCAGCAUCAGGCGAUCGCCGAGCAUGAAGCAUCAGGAAAGGGAGCAACGGGCUCUUGUGCUGCCACGGUGUUGCCAGUGGUUCCCUUGGGAGGUACCACGCGGGUGCAUGUGUACUCGCCCAAGUACGAGCUGCAGGCAGACGGGUACCAGCCG